Molecule: messenger RNA, 387 nt
Organism: Cooperia oncophora
Lineage: Eukaryota; Metazoa; Nematoda; Chromadorea; Rhabditida; Trichostrongylidae
Source: the annotation of a GenBank genome assembly
AUGGAACUGUUGUCAUAUGCUAUUCUACAAGGAGUGCUUACGGGUUUCGUCAUAGACAGUAUUUAUUUGAGCUACAUACCAUAUGCUGUGAUUACUCCUGCGAUAAUUGCCGCAUCAUUUGGGGCCGUCAAUAAAAACGCUCAAGGAAGUAGGAAAGUGUUGCUUGGCGGUACAAUUGGUACUGCAAUUGGAGUGAAUUUUCUGAUAGGGAUGGUAACAGGAAGCCUGUCGUUCAUCUACCUUCUGCUAACGCUCGUUUAUGCUGGCAUUGCUCAUAUCAUUUUGCAGCUUUGUUUAAGGAAUCUUAAAGCCAUGGAUAAAGGCCAUCUCUAUCCAGAACGCACUCAGUUGUGGAUUUAUUGCUGCAAAAGGAAUGUUCUUCAUUAA